This is a messenger RNA of Labeo rohita (rohu), 4463 nucleotides long. RefSeq names its product Fas-activated serine/threonine kinase (gene fastk). Lineage: Eukaryota; Metazoa; Chordata; Actinopteri; Cypriniformes; Cyprinidae. Gene Ontology annotation, biological process: mitochondrial RNA processing; regulation of mitochondrial mRNA stability. The transcript has 10 exons. Gene Ontology annotation, molecular function: RNA binding. The record is from RefSeq and is a predicted model, not a curated record. Gene Ontology annotation, cellular component: mitochondrial matrix; ribonucleoprotein granule. Bases 702 to 3464 code for a protein of 920 amino acids.
UCUGUUGACUUCCGGGAACAUGGCGAUCACCGGGGCGGCGGACGACCACUGGCGGAGUGCAAGGGGAGUGUAACGGAAGGCUGGGCACCCCGAGGUUACAGGCCCUGACAGACGAGUCCGCCGCGGCGACAGGAGACGAGUGUCGUGUAUGAGUCUGUAUCGAAAUCAUAGAGAGAAAUAGUCACGAUCAGGCAGCUUUACCUUCACCUGUACUGAUAAUCACUGACUUUAGCUGCUGGGGAAAGAGUCGUGCAUGUUGCUCAAGCCAUGUCCUACCGGAUCGCACCACAUUUACGCACAAUAUUAGCCAUAUUUUAAUAAAACUCUCGCCGCUUCGUGACGCGGAGCAAGCCAACCGCAGCUUCAACACGCAGAUACUGUGAAAUCAUCGGUGUAGCAGCUCGUUAGCAGCGCUCAGCUCUGCUCCUCUUCCGGGGCCUCGGCAGAUGCUCCAUAAAUUCUGCUUUUACAACAUGUCAGUCCCAGUAAAACCUUUAUUAAAGAUCUGUUUGUAAAUCCAAGCGGCUGUGCAGCACAGUUAGCCGUCGAAACGGUUUGAAUCAAGAGCAAUAAUCUUGCCAAUGCCACCAAGUCCUGCGUGCGUAUUCAUCCUCCUGACCCUGCACAUCCAUCCAUGCGCCAUCCUCUGAGAUAAACAUGAGUGUUCUUUUGAACUUCACUAUUGGACCACCCUAUAUACCAUGCUGGGGCUGCCUGUCCGCUUUGGCCUCUUAACCUGCAGGAGAUUCUCCUCGCCCCACCAGCCUUCUAGCCUACUGAGUCUAGGUGCUCUUAUUAGUAUGUAUACCACACGUAUGUACAGCGGUGGUGGGGGCAAGCCAGGUCGCCGUAUCGGCCUGAUGGGAGGAGGGCCGCCCAUGCUGGAGAACCACCAUCAUCCGCUUCCGCCUCAUCACCCUCAUGUCCAUCAGCCUCAGAGCUACCCACCCGUUUAUCAAGCCCGUCUAGACGCCCACCGGCCCCAUUACCAGACCCACCAGCACUACCACACGCACCCUCAAGUCACCCACCUUCCUCCUCCACACUUCCAGCCACAUGCGCAUUUGCACCACGGCAAGAAGAAGACCUGGAACUUCAUCCACGAGAAGAUGAGCUACGACACGUUCUUCACCAUGAAGCGGCUGAUCGAUCGCUCGCGCACCGUGGAUGAAGUUCUGAGAUGGGUCACCCAGAAUCCAGGGAAGAUCUCGCACAAUCAUUACCCCAUUGCCCUACAGAAGAUCGGUCAGCUCCUGGUGCUGCAGCAGGCUGGAGGUCAGGCAGGUGGGAGUGGAUCAGGCGGUGGAGGAGGGGGAGCAGGUGAUGGGGCCUUACCUGCAUCCUCUGCUGGAGGUUCGGGGGAGAACGCCAUAAGACAGAUUCUGGAUAAUCAAGAUUUUCAGACGCUGUGUGACGCCAUUGUCAACGACUGCUCCAAGUUUGACAACUUCAGCAUUGUUAACUGCCUUUAUGCUGUAGCUGCUCUUGGGUUGCCCAGUGAUUCUCAGAUCGUGCAGGUUCUGGAGGAAGAGUCCCAGGCUCGCCUGUCCCAGUUCAACCAAAAGGACAUCUCCAUGGUUUUCAGCAGCAGCAUGAAGCUUCAUCCGUCCAGCCAGCAUCCUUUGAUUGAAUCAUGUCUUGCCGGGCUAGAGAAGAACAUAGAGCGGGAGCGCCACCCCCAGACGCUCUUCCUCCUGCUCUCCUACUACCGCACAAAAUGGAGAGCACUGCGGGCGGCGGAUGGAGUUUCUCCUGAGCAGCUGGUGGUGAACCGGAAGAUCCUGCGGCUGGUGAAGCACACGCUGGCCAGCGUUAGCAGCGUCAGGGACCAUGAGAUGGCUCUGCUGGAUGAGAUGCUGUCAGCAUGUGCCAGAGAGGCUAGCAACAAGAGCCUCGAGCUUAUCUUCAGCUCUCACCUCUUCUACCAGAACAGGCAGGAGAAGUUUGUGAGCAGCCUUGCAGAAGAGUUGCCUAAAAAGGUUGAUAGCAUUACGCCUUACACCAUGGCCCUCAUCGCCAAAUACAUCGCUCGCCAUCGUCUCAGAGAAACACGCUUGCUAGACACUAUCGCUGACUUCUUGGUCAAGAAGGGUGAAUACCUGGACAGCAAGGUGAUCCAGAAGCUUGUUUUCCCGUUCAGUCGUAUGAGUUAUCGGCCGGCUAAUGAAGCUCCGUUUUUCUCCAAGCUGGAGAUGGUGCUUGAACUAAAGGCUCUGAGCUCACCGUUGGCCACCGUAAACAUCCUCAUGUCUUUGUUCCAGCUGGGUCAUUUUCCCGGGCUUGUUCUUCACCGUGUCUUCUCUCCAUCGUUCAUCAGUAAUGUCACCAACAGCCCAUAUGCCCUGAUUGUACGUCGCUACCUUUCACUGCUGGAUGCAGCCGUAGAGCUGGAAUACAGGGACUACACUGGACCUCGCCUUCAGGAUACCCACAAAGUGCUCAUGUUCGACCACGCUUUAACUGCAGAUGAGGUGAACCGCAAAUACAGUUAUAAAGGUCUGGUUGCAGAGGCACUCCGCCAGCUUGUUGGUGAGCACGGCUACAAACAAGAUGAAGUUCUGGCACCGGGAUAUUACACAGAUUUCCUGCUGUGGAUCGACAGCACGGGCCGCGUCCUCCCCAUCAGAACAGGCACACCAGCAGCAUCAUUAGCAGCAGGUUCAACUGCGUGUGUAGUACUGAACCUCAAAUCUCCAGAGGGGCCCGGCUCUGUCGCGGCCCUCACUACUGACUUCCAGAAGUUCUCUCCCUUUGCCCCGUCAUUGGAGGAAGGCGCUGACAAACGAGCAGGAGAGGAGUCGGCCUUCCUCUCCGCUCACAUGCGUCCCCCAACCGCUGCAGCUGCAGCAGCAGGAGGAUCUCAGAGGGUCGGCCCUAAUGGAACGGUCGCGCUAGACUACAACCCAUAUUACACCACUACAGAUUAUUACUCGACGCUAGCCAAGGAGCACUCUCUGGAGAGCCAGGACAGCUCCACCCUCAGUAGCCCCUCAGACUGCCUGACCCAGUCAGGAACCUCCAUUCCAGGGACGGUUGCCCCGCAAGACUCACUGUUCCAGUUCUCCAUUGGAAAAAUCUUGGAGGAUGAGGGAGGUGCUGCCACAGGAGCAAACCCGGGGCCGGACUGUGAGAUCGCGACAUUUUACGAAGGUGUUUCGUACCCAGAGGGUGGCGAGAGUGAUGUUGUAGCCGCUUCUCCACUGCAGCUUCACAACCCAGACAACCCUGAAGCUGACCGGACCACAGGAGAGCAGGUGAAGAGGGUUAUUAUGUCGGUAAAUGAUAAAUGGCAUUACUGCCAUAAUUCUGACGUGCUAGUCGGAUCCAGGGCAAUGAGAGACCGUCACCUGCAGUUACUGGGCUACAUCAUACUUCAGUUGCCCUAUUUGGAGUUGGAGAAGCUGAACGGGAUAGAGGAAGUGAAGCAGUACCUACACAAAAAGCUGCUGGAGGUUCCUUUAUGACGACUUAAAUGGAGUGUGUGUUUGUGUGCUUCAGAGAGCAUGUGCAACAUCCAGUUUCAAGAGGUUUCGUUGUUUUCAGAAAGACUUUGGUGCACGUAUGUGUCUGUGUGUAUGUGAGCGUCUGUAUGUGCGUUUGUACACAGGAUGUGAACAGUCCUUGUUUUCAGGACAAAACUUUGACUGACACAAGGACUCUGGGUGGGUGUUAUUGUUAUUCUUUAAUUACACAGAGGUCUACUUUGGGCAAAGUUCAAAAUAAUAUAUGUAGUCUAACUGUGCCUGGAUGAUACGGCUUAUUCAGCAUCAUCAUGUAAACAUUACUUCCCUCAGCAAAUGAUCAAGGGCCAUUUCAUUCUCAGUAUAUCGAAAAAAAAUCAGCAGCACUUCUAAAAUGUUUUAUAUUUUGUCCAGAGUGAGUGUUUUUUGGUAUAUUUGGGGGUGAAAAGAUUGGGUGGUUUAUUAUUAUAUGUUCCCCAGCAUUUUAUUUUCGUUUUUGAUGGUGUUCCCACAUCUCCUUUUGUGUCCUCACUGUUAUUUCAGUGUGUUUAGGUGCAAGGAACAGGAACUUAGUUUGUCUUUUGGGGCAAGAAUAGUAUAGUAUAUUUUAUGGAUGUGGACACAAGUGUGCAGUGGUCUGGUGAUGAGCCACAGCUAUUUGUAUUUCAGACGCUGGCACCACGACCACUUCUGCUCUUUGGUUUUAAACCGAAAAGAACUGAGGGUUUGGGGAUAAAUAUGGACAUCUAUAUUAAGAAAUAAAUGGGGGUGUUGAUUAAAAGUCUUAUGAUGUGAACUGUAUGGAGAAUUACAGAACAGAUAAAGAUGGAAUGUACAAGAAUUAUAUGCAGGAAAGGGUUAUGUUUAUGUAUUUUAUUUUCUCAAAAUGAUAAACCGCUUUGGUGUCAUGUGAGGGGAAAAGCAAUGCACAAAGUUGACUGCAGGAUAGUUAUUAAAUAAUGUUUUCAUCUCUCCCAUGUGGAGAAUGUUACAUUUUUAGAU